This is a messenger RNA of Mastomys coucha (southern multimammate mouse), 3749 nucleotides long. RefSeq names its product A-kinase anchoring protein 1 (gene Akap1). NCBI's taxonomy places the organism in Eukaryota, Metazoa, Chordata, Mammalia, Rodentia, Muridae. The record is from RefSeq and is a predicted model, not a curated record. Bases 213 to 2783 code for a protein of 856 amino acids. The transcript is spliced from 11 exons. Gene Ontology annotation, molecular function: RNA binding.
GCGCCGCGGGCACGUCGUUGCGCGUCCUCAGUAUUUAAUGUCUCUGUGUUCGCCCGGCCUGGGCUAGCACGUGGGGGAGCGGCCGAAGCGCCGUGCUGCGCUGCGGGGCAGGGCCGCUGGGCUAGGUGGGGGGCCAGGGGGCGGUGGCGGGAGGACUGUGUGCUUAGACGGUCGCCCAGGAGCAGGUGUAGCUACUCCACAUCGCCUCUGAGAUGGCAAUCCAGUUCCGGUCACUCUUCCCCUUGGCAUUGCCUGGAAUGCUAGCGCUACUUGGCUGGUGGUGGUUUUUCUCUCGUAAAAAAGAUCGGCUCAGCAGCAAUGAUAAGCAGGUGGAGACACUGAAGGUUAGCCCUGCCAUCAAGCACCGACUGCCCAGUGAAGGGGCCUGUCCUGGAGUCCUGUCUGUGGCCCCCAGUGUCACACAACCUCCUAGAAAGGAAGAGCAUCGCUCUGUGGACAAGCCUUCUACAGAGCCCCCAGCCUUGCCAAGGACUCGGCAAGCUUGCCGAAGAUCAGAGUCCUCAGGCAACCUCCCCAGCAUUGCAGACACAAGAGCGCAGACAGGACCGUGCAGAGAUGAGAACCCAAAAGUGGAACUCUCCCUGAUGGGGGACGAAGCCAAAUCUAUUCCUCUUGGAUGUCCAUUUCUCCCAAAGGAUGUGUCCUUCCCCUAUGAAGCAGUGGAAGGGUGUAAGCAAGAGUUUGCACUGGGAAAAACUCCUGGAAGAGGCUGGCUAAGCCCGUAUGCAGCCUCUGGAGAGAAAGUGAGAGAGACAGGCGGGACAGAGGGGACUGGAGAUGCUGUGUUGGGGGAGAAUGUACCUGAGGAAGGCCUGUUGUCCCAAGAGUGUGUCUCAGAAGUGAAGAAGAGUGAAUUUCCAAUCUUGGCCCCCGGGGGAGGUGGGGAAGAAGAGGUGAACAGUGGCCCCCCACAGGUAGCUGAACUUUUAAAGAAGGAAGAAUAUAUUGUUGGGAAGUUGCCAAGUAGCUUUGUGGAGCCAGUUCACUCAGAGCUGGUUAAGGAUGAGGAUGUGUUGGUACCCCAGGUCAGAGGUAGCAAUACUUCAGACAGAGACCUGGCUGGAGAACCGGACAAAGACGAAACCUUACCUGAAAAUGACCAGAUUGAGCAGGCUGUCUUCCAGAUCAUCUCCCAGGUGAUCUUGAGAGCGACUGAAGAGGUGCAGGCCACCACAGCGGGCAAGACCGUGGUACAAGUGCAUCCAACCUCUGCCACUCAGCCUAAGGAGCAGGAGGAGAGCUGUGUCUCAGCCAGCCAGGAAACUGGCUUGGGACAAGACACCCCUGAUCCUGCCUCCACCAAAACAGGUGCCACCGCCAGCCCGUCAGAAGAAACCCUGCCACCAAAGACCUAUGUGAGCUGUCUCAGCAGCCCUCUGUCAAGCCCCACCAAGGACCAGAAGCCAAAGAACUCUGCACACCACAUCUCCUUGGCUCCCUGCCCAUCGCCAGUUACCCCCAAGAGGCAGUCUCUGGAUGGGGCAAGUAACCUAAGAGGUGAUGACACCUUUGUCACCUGUAUGGCCAACAACAGCCAGAGUGUCCUUUCAGUUAGCUCCUUGGGGCAGUGCUCAGAUCCUGUCAGUACUUCAGGGCUUGAAGACUCUUGCACAGAGACCAUCUCAAGCUCCGGAGACAAAGCUAUCACCCUACCACUGCCAGUCAGUACUGAGCCCUUCAGCAACGGGGUGCUGAAGGAGGAGCUGUCAGACUUAGGGACCGAGGAUGGAUGGACCGUAGAUACAGAAGCAGAUCACUCAGGAGGUUCUGACGGAAACAGUAUGGAUUCAGUGGAUAGCUGUUGCGGGCCUACCAAGCCUGAUAGCCCCCAGAGUGUCCAGGCAGGCUCCAACCCUAAGAAGGUUGACCUCAUCAUCUGGGAGAUCGAGGUGCCAAAGCACUUAGUCGGUCGACUGAUUGGCAAGCAGGGACGGUAUGUGAGUUUUCUGAAGCAGACAUCUGGUGCCAAGAUCUACAUCUCCACCCUGCCUUACACACAGAACAUCCAGAUCUGCCACAUAGAAGGCUCUCAGCACCACGUAGACAAAGCUCUGAACCUGAUUGGGAAGAAGUUUAAGGAACUGAACCUCACCAAUAUCUAUGCGCCACCACUGCCUUCGCUGGCACUGCCUUCCUUGCCAAUGACGUCUUGGCUCAUGCUACCUGAUGGUAUCACUGUGGAAGUCAUCGUGGUCAACCAGGUCAAUGCUGGGCACCUAUUUGUACAGCAACACACACAUCCCACCUUCCACGCACUGCGCAGUCUGGACCAGCAGAUGUACCUCUGUUACUCUCAGCCUGGAAUCCCCACCUUGCCCACCCCAGUGGAAAUAACGGUUAUCUGCGCUGCCCCUGGUGCGGAUGGGGCCUGGUGGCGAGCCCAAGUAGUGGCCUCCUAUGAGGAGACCAAUGAAGUGGAGAUCCGCUACGUGGACUAUGGUGGAUAUAAGAGGGUGAAAGUCGACGUGCUCCGGCAAAUUAGGUCUGACUUUGUGACCCUGCCAUUCCAAGGAGCGGAAGUCCUUCUGGAUAGUGUGGUUCCUCUGUCAGACGAUGAUCACUUUUCACCCGAGGCAGAUGCAGCUAUGAGUGAGAUGACAGGCAAUACAGCACUGUUGGCCCAGGUGACAAGCUACAGUGCAACUGGCCUUCCUCUGAUUCAGCUAUGGAGUGUGGUUGGAGAUGAAGUGGUGUUGAUAAACCGGUCGCUGGUGGAGCGAGGCCUUGCACAGUGGGUAGACAGCUACUAUGCCAGCCUUUGACCUUGGCUCCUGAGUUGCUUCGGUCUUCUUUGUACUGUUGAGAUUGGGUUUGGCACCCGGGACAGAGAUUUAACAGCAGAGUAACAAACACUGUUCUCACCGAGUCUUCUUUCCCGUCCUGUCGUCCUAUGGGAAGGAGGCUCCUCCCCAGGAGGGGCUGUGUGUUCCUUUCAAAGCCUUAGAGUGGCGCUUCACCAGCCAGCUGGCUUAGCCCUGCUGGAGGCUGUCUGCAGGAAGGUCUCUUAGCCAGGCUGUCCUGUUCCCAUUCCAUCCACUCCCCUCUCCCCACCUAAACCCCACACACUGCAGCAGGCAGGCCAAGGCGGGUGUGGGACUGGCUGAGAGGGUCAAUUUCAGAGUCUUUAUUCAGGGAGUGAGACAUGGACUAAUUGAUAUCGAUUCCCUGGAUUUCUCACUUGGAUGAAUUGAUGGUGUUUAGCAGUUUUAUAUACUUCCUCCAGGUCUCUAGGAACUCUGACUUUUUUAAACAUAGAUGUAAAUAGCAGCAAUUGUCACACCUGACCCCAGUGAGUGGGGGGAGGGGAAACUGUUAAUCUUGCCAAGCCUGGUUGUAAUUUGUAACCAUUUUCUAUUUGUGCAAACUCUGUAAAUAUAUGUUUAAAAAUGUAAUAUUUUGUACAAGGCACACUGGAGAACAAAGGGAACUCAAAGCUCUUCCACAUUCUUCAUGAGGAAAUGGAAGUCCGUCCAUCCCACGGAGUGGGGCUGACCUCCCUCCUGCUCCAGCCAGGGCCCCCGCGCUUCCUGUGCAGACAGGAAGCUGUAUGGGAGACUGUCAUUUGGGGAUUUGAUUUUUUUUUUUCCCUGUACGCAUUUAAAAAAAAAAACCUUCAUUGAAUUACCUUGCAGUGGUGUGUUUGACUCUUUUAUAGACUGUCUUUAGCAUUGUGCAAUUUAAGAAUACCUUAAGGAUCUUGGAUUUACAUAAAUCUUGAAUUGUAUAAA